Daucus carota subsp. sativus is the source of this 721-nucleotide messenger RNA. RefSeq names its product norbelladine synthase-like. Bases 123 to 593 code for a protein of 156 amino acids. NCBI's taxonomy places the organism in Eukaryota, Viridiplantae, Streptophyta, Magnoliopsida, Apiales, Apiaceae. The record is from RefSeq and is a predicted model, not a curated record. Gene Ontology annotation, biological process: defense response; abscisic acid-activated signaling pathway. The transcript is spliced from 2 exons. Gene Ontology annotation, cellular component: cytoplasm; nucleus. Gene Ontology annotation, molecular function: signaling receptor activity; abscisic acid binding; protein phosphatase inhibitor activity.
CUGGAAAAUAAAACAAAAAAUUUAGCAUGUGCUUCAUAUUGGAUUCUUCAAGCCAUCUUUACCCAUUUGUAUAUAUUUACUCCACAAAUAUUUAAUAAACAUUAUCAGAAGAUUAAGGAAGGAUGCUUGGAACAGUUAGCGACGAGAUAGAGGUGAAUGCACCAGCAAGCGCAUUGUGGGAAGUGUAUGGAACCCUUGAGAUAGCUGCUGUUGUCGAAAAGGGACUCGCCGCUCUUGUUCAAAAAAUUGAGGUUCUUGAAGGUGAUGGUUCUGCCGGUACCCUUCUUAAUAUUGUUUUUCAGCCAGGUGGAUUUGCUUUUCCUUCUUACAAGGAGAAGUAUACAAAGGUUGACAAUGAGAAGAGGGUGAAAGAAGCCGAGGUUGUGGAAGGUGGUUAUCUUGAAAUCGGAUUCAACAAGUAUCUAGUUCGGUUUGAGGUUAUAGAAAAAGAUGAAGAGAACUCCAUCACCAGAGCCACAAUCGAGUAUGAUAUCAAAGAAGAAUUGGUUGAUAAUGCUUCCUUUGUUUCAAUUGACCCACUCGUGGGGAUCAUGAACCUUGUUGCUAAUCAUGUUCUUGUAAAAAGUAAUUAAUUAGUGUUUUCCUUCCUGUAUUGAAUGUUGAAGUUCAUAUGAAGCUGUAAUUUUGCCGCACUAGACUGCAACUUGCUAGUUGUUGUACCAAACUUGUUUGUAGAUAAUACAAGACGGCCAUUAAUGCA